Molecule: messenger RNA, 9324 nt
Organism: Coregonus sp. 'balchen'
Lineage: Eukaryota; Metazoa; Chordata; Actinopteri; Salmoniformes; Salmonidae
Source: the annotation of a GenBank genome assembly
CACGUGGCUAACCAAAACACCAUGGCGGCUGGAUUCAAGUAAGUGUGCAUUUUACACUCAUCAAAUAAUCUACAUGAACUGUCUGAGGUUCUUACAUGCCUCCGAAAUGAUAGACUACCCAAACAGCCCAAGGAAGAGUGGCUUGUUCGACACGCAGGCUAAUAGUUAUGUAGGCUAUCCAGGAUCAGAUGCUCUCUCUGGCUCCACCGACCAUAUAGGCUACUGGCACAACGAACGUUAGCUAGCUAGCAAAGUAGUUUGCCAUCUAACGUUAACUAGCUAGUCACUUAGAAGUCAGUUAUCUAGUUAACCAACUAAUUUAAUCUCUGUCCCCAGAACUGCUGAGCCCUUGGAAUACCACCGGAGUUUUCUGGUUAGUAGUACUGUCUUACAGCACAGGAGGUUGGUGGCGCCUUAAUUGGGGAGGACGGGCUCGUGGUAAUGGCCGGAGUGGAAUUGUAUCAAACACAUGGUUUCCAUGGUUUCCAGGUGUUUGAUGCCAUUCCAUUUGCUCCAUUCCAGCCAUUAUUAUGAGCCGUCCUCCCCUCAGCAGCCUCCACUGUCUUACGCUCAUUACUUUUACACUUGGUAAAUGUAAGAGUGGUUAUGUUGACUUGACACUGACUGUCAGGAUAUGAUCCCUGAACAAACCAUGAUAGUAAUGGUGAGUUGUUCUCUGCAGAAAGAGAACUGCCGUCCUGAUGGAAGGGAGCUGGGUGAAUUCAGAACCACUACAUUGAAUAUAGGUGAGUACAACUGAACUGUGAGUUAGUCCGUGGAUGGGAGACCGCCUGGGAACACCAGGUGCUGUAAGCAUUUUGUCCCAGUAGAGCAGGGUUCUUAAAUUCUGGUCCUGGAGGGCCGAAACACUUCUGUUUUUUAUUUCUACCUGGUAGUUAAUUGCACUCACCUGGUGUCCCAGGUCUGAAUUAGCCCCUGAUUAGAAGGAGAGGAUGAAAAACAGAGGUGUUUCGGCCCUCCAGGACCGGAAUUGAAGAACCCUGCAGUAGAGUGUACUCUUGUGUCAUGGAGCAACUGACAACCCCCCCCCCCCCCCAUCCUUCUCCCUCAUCCUUCUCCCCCCCCCCCCCCCCAAUCCUUCCCCCCCCCAUCCUUCUCCCCCCCCCCAUCCUUCUCCCCCCCCCCAUCCUUCUCCCCCAUCCUUCUCCCCCCCCCCCCCAUCCUUCUCCCUCAUCCCCCCCCCCCCCCCCCCCCCCCCCCCCCCCCCCUCCAUCCUUCUCCCCCCCCCCCCCCCCCCCCCUCAUCAUCCUUCCCCCCUCCUCAUCCUUCUCCCUCCCUCUCUCCAGGUUCUAUAUCCACAGCAGACGGCUCAGCCCUGGUGAAGAUUGGAAACACCACAGUCAUGUGCGGCAUUAAAGGGGUGAAUAGUAACCGCUCUUCUUUACUCUCUCCUCAAUUAAACAACUAAAGCAGCACCUUGGUAACACCUCGCCUAACAACCUAACUCAUUCCCCAUUGUAUUUUUAUCCACAGGAACUGGCAAACCCACCAGUGGAUGCACCCAAUAAAGGUUACAUUGGUAAGUGGAAGAGUUACCAUUGGAAUUUCUUAUACAAUUUCUACCAAGAUAUAGAGCAAAAACAUGAUUUGUUAAUGUUUCAACAACUUUACAUUGCCUUGCUGAGUAGGAAGUGUAUAAACCAGCUGUAACCAUUGACCUGUGUGUGUGUGUGUGUAUAUACUGUAUGUGUAUAUAUGUCUCUGUGUAUGUUUGUCUCUCUCAGUACCCAAUGUAGACCUGCCUCCUCUGUGCUCGUCACGGUUCCGUCCUGGACCACCUGGGGAACAGGCCCAGGCUGCCAGCCAGUUCAUCUCUGAUGUCAUCGAGAGGUAAGUCAGUGUAUAUUUAAAGGCCCAGUGCAGUCAAAAAAAAACGUGCUUUUCCUGUUUUUAUAUACACUGAGUGUAACUUUUUUUUAAAUUAGGGACACCUUCCUAAUAUUUAGUUGCACCCCCUUUUGCCCUCAGAAGAGCCUCAAUUCAUCGGGGCAUGGACUCUACAAGGUGUCGAAAGCGUUCCACAGGGAUGCUGGCCCAUGUUGACUCCAAUGCUUCCCACAGUUGUCAAGUUGGCUGGAUGUCCUUUGGGUGGUGGACCAUUCUUGAUACAGACGGGAAACUGUUGAGCGUGAAAAACCCAGCAGCGUUGCAGUUCUUGACACAAACCGGUGCGCCUGACACCUACUACCAUACCCUGUUCAAAGGCACUUAAAUCUUUUGUCUUGCCCAUUCACCCUCUGAAUGGUACACAUACACAAUCUAUGUCUCAAUUGUCUCAAGGCUUAAAAAUCCUUCUUUAACCUGUCUCCUCCCCUUCAUUUACACUGAUUUGAAGUGGAUUUAACAAGUGACAUCAAUAAGGGAUCAUAGCUUUCACCUGGAUUCACCUGGUCAGUCUGUCAUGGAAAGAGCCGGUGUUCCUAAUGUUUUGUACACUCAGUGUAUAGCUCCACACUGAGGUGGGAAUAACACUGUGAAAGUGAUGAUAAUGCCUUUUUUAGUUUAAGAGCUGUUUGAAAAGACCACCUGAAAUGGUUAGUGGUAUUUGAGAUUUCGUAUAUACUUACUCAUGAAGGAGAUGGUCUUAUCCCAACAGUCAGUGUUACUAGGAGUUUAACGUUCUUUUGCCUUGCAGCUCUGCCGUGAUACAGAAAGAGGAGUUAUGCAUAGUGAAAGGAAAGGUAAAGUCGUGUUAACUUCAUCAUGUGACAACCUGAGAGGACUGUUUUCACACUGUUGUACUUUCACAGCUUAGUGCACGUAGGCUACCAGGGUUGGGGUCAAUUCCAUCGCAACGUCAGUCAAUUCAGAACGUAAACCACAUUCCAAUCCCAAAAUGUUCCUCAUUGAACAGCAUUGUUAGAGAAUUGGAAUUUCAUUGCACUGAGAUUUGAUUUGACUUGACCUCAACCAUGCACCACCUCAGAUUUGCCUGUUACUGAUUCUAGUUCUCAGCUGUGAUUCUGAUACUUGGCUCUACUGCUCGCUAGCUGUGCUAAGUCCUGGACUGUGACAUUGUGUUCUGUGUGUCUGUGCUCGCUAGCUGUGUUGGGUCCUGUACUGUGACAUCAUGUGUCUGGACUACGAUGGCAACUUGUUGGACGCCUGUCUCAUCGCCCUGCUGGCUGCUCUUAAGAACGGUGAGACUUGGGGUCUAUUCGUUAGUCAGAUUGCAUUGCAAAACAUUUUGUCUGUCUGCAAAACAAUUUUACAACUGAAAACGUUUACUACAAACAAAACGUUUUGCAAUGGAAAAACAAGCGUUUCCUAGAGUUUGCAACAGACAAAACGUUUUGCAACGAAAAACAAGCAUUUCCUAGAGUUUGCAACAGACAAAACGUUUUGUAACGUAAUCCGACUAAUGAAUACACACCUGCUGACAUUUUCACCUUGCUGUUGUAGUGUACAUGAGUCUGGCUCAUGGUUUCUGAUGGUAGCCCAAAACCAGUGUCAGAGGAGGAAUUUCCUCUUGGUCUCGCGGUCAAGACGUUGGUUUCUCCCCCGUGGGAGACCCGAGUUCAGAUCCUGCCCGUGACACUGUGUCACUUCCUGUUUUAAGAAAGUUUUAGUGAGGGAUGUGAUUGGCUCAGCAGUAACGGGUCCAUUUAACAGUAACCGGCUACUGGUGUAAUCAAGAUAGCUUUGACCUCAUGUCAUAGCUGUACAUCAUUUUCUCAGUAUGACCUUAGGAAAAUGAGGAAUUCCUGAUUUUUGAUUUGGAAAAACAUCUUCUUCUGGUAUAAUAUAUUAUGCUAUUGUUCCCUGGUUUCACACAGCGCGUCUCCCGGAGGUGACCGUUAACAAGGAGACAGCGGUUCCUGAGGUAAACCUGGAGAACAGGAGAGGUCUGAAGAUCCACAAACACCCUGUUGGGGCCUCUUUCACUGUGUUUGAUGAGUAAGUGUCUUUCAUUCACAUUCAUCACUCGGGACCAUUUUCUGUUUUAUUUCACACCCAGAAAGGAGAUUAAGCUAAUUGAAAUGGAAUUUGAAUGAUUUACUAUGGAGUUAUUGUGAUGUGAGUUGUUACCAUGGAGAUGUAUUAUAUCAGUGGUCACCAACAUUUUCUGAGUCAAGAUCACUUUCGGCGUCAAAAAGCAAGCAGAGAUCUACCGCUCAUUUUUUUUAUUUUUUUUAACAUUACUUUAAAAAAUGUAACAUUAACCUAAUAAAAAUGAGAUUUGUUCAUUAGGCCUAAUACAUUAUCACAUCAUAUUGGCUAUAUGCCUGGACUCUCUAUUGUUAUUCUCAGACCAUAUUUUAUUUAAAAACUCGAGCUUUGAUAGCAAAACAGAUCAGUUGGUGUAGCACUUGCGAGGCACAUCUGAGCAUAAAUGGAAGUAUUUGCAAAUAAUUCGCUUUUUUAUUUUACUGGACUGAUGGUACCUGCAUCUGAUGAUCAUGGUGCUUUCAAGACAACUGGGAACUUGGGGGGGGAAAAACGAGGUGAAAUCAUGACAUCAGUGAACUUUAGGCCGGAAAGUCGGAGCUCUAGAAAAAUGUCAGUUUCUGACUUGGAAUUCCGAGUUGGAUGACCGUUCAAAACGUUUUUUUCCCUAGUUCCCAGUUGUCUUGAACACAGCAUUAGUCUGAGCGGAGGGAGGGAGAGAGCAGCAGAGGGUCCGCCUCUCACGGUCCCUGCUCUCUCCUUCCUUUCCUCCGGUGAGACUGACCAGAGAGAGGGGACACCGUCUUCCACCUGAUGGUGAAACUCUAGUCACACCGCAUCUGCCUCAGCCACAAAUUCAUGUUGUUCCUAUGACCAGAGAAAGUGAAAUAUUCCUCAAUAUUAAAAUAAUAAAAACGCAGGGCUAUCGAUACACUUGGCUACUUAUUCAUUGCAGCGCGAGUGGAAGUAGAGAGAAACGUGUUUUAUGUUUCGUAAUGGUGUUGAAUAAAAGUUAUGAAAAUCUCAGGUAGUCUAGUAUCAAACUUUGCUGUGGCCGAGGUUGUGGAAGUUGUAGGUAGGCACGGUGAUUUGAGCUAUCCGAUUGGCCAGCGCAGUAGGCACGGUGAUUUGAGCUAUCCGAUUGGCCAGCGCAGUAGGCACGGUGAUUUGAGCUAUCCGAUUGGCCAGCGCAGUAGGCACACUCGAUUUAGCCACAUCUCCCGGUCCACAGAGUUUGUCUUUUCAGCCAAGUUAAAUGGUUAAAAAUGGGAACACUUUGCCUACCCAGUGUGCAGGGCUUCUGAAUCAACUGUACCUACCGCCAACAGGGCUUCUGAAUCAACUGUAACCUACUGCCAACAGGGCUUCUGAAUCAACUGUAACCUACUGCCAACAGGGCUUCUGAAUCAACUGUAACCUACCGCCAACAGGGCUUCUGAAUCAACUGUAACCUACCGCCAACAGGGCUUCUGAAUCAACUGUACCUACCGCCAACAGGGCUUCUGAAUCAACUGUACCUACCGCCACAACAGGGCUUCUGAACAACUGUACCUAACCGCCCAAGGGCUUCUGAAUCAACUGUACCUACCGCCAACAGGGCUUCUGAAUCCACUGUACCUAACCGCCCAGGGCUCUUCUGAAUCAACGACCUCUGCCAACUUGUCCUGUGUAGCUCCAUAAUGAUGGUUUGUAAAACAGUCGUUCCUGUCCUUUGUAGCUCCAUAAGGUGAACGGGUUGUAAACAGUCCGUCUGUCCUGUGUAGCUCCAUAACUAUAGGUUGUAACAGUCCUGUCCUGUGUAGCUCCAUAAUGAUUGGUUUGUAACAGUCGUCUGCCUGUGUAGCUCCAUAAUGAUGGUUGUAACAGUCGUUCUGUCCUGUGUACUCCAUAAUGAUGGUUGUACCAGUCGUCUGUCCUGUGUAGCUCCAUAAUGAUGGUUGUAAGUCGUCUGUCCUGUGUAGCUCCAUAAUGAUGGUUGUAACAGUCGUCUGUCCUGUGUAGCUCCAUAAUGAUGGUUGUAACAGUCGUCUGUCCUGUGUAGCUCCAUAAUGAUGGUUGUAACAGUCGUCUGUCCUGUGUAGCUCCAUAAUGAUGGUUGUAACAGUCGUCUGUCCUGUGUAGCUCCAUAAUGAUGGUUGUAACAGUCGUCUGUCCUGUGUAGCUCCAUAAUGAUGGUUGUAACAGUCUGUCCUGUGUAGCUCCAUAAUGAUGGUUGUAACAGUCUGUCCUGUGUAGCUCCAUAAUGAUGGUUGUAACAGUCGUCUGUCCUGUGUAGCUCCAUAAUGAUGGUUGUAACAGUCGUCUGUCCUGUGUAGCUCCAUAAUGAUGGUUGUAACAGUCGUCUGUCCUGUGUAGCUCCAUAAUGAUGGUUGUAACAGUCGUCUGUCCUGUGUAGCUCCAUAAUGAUCGUCGACCCCACCGCUGAGGAAGAGAGCCUGUCUACAGCCACAAUCACAGUGGUAACAGACGAGGAAGAGCGACUCUGUGCCCUCCACAAGCCAGGUCAGAGAAACGCACUGUCUGGUCCCCUAACAUUACCACACUACACACUGUCUGGUCCCCUAACAUUACCACACUACACACUGUCUGGUCCCCUAACAUUACCACACUACACACUGUCUGGUCCCCUAACAUUACCACACUACACACUGUCUGGUCCCCUAACAUUACCACACUACACACUGUCUAGUCCCCUAACAUUACCACACUACACACUGUCUGGUCCCCUAACAUUACCAUAACCCACUCCUAUAGACACUGCCCAAACUAACCCGCCUGUCAAUCUCUAACCCCUUCCUUAGUCCUCACUGCUCAGUACUAAAUCCACCACUACCUAGCCUCUUUCCCCAGUCCUCUUGCCACUUACCCAGCCCCAAAUCAUCGAUGACGUAGUCCUCACAGUGACCGCACGUACAGUGGGGAAAAAAAAGUAUUUAGUCAGCCACCAAUUGUGCAAGUUCUCCCACUUAAAAAGAUGAGGGGCUCGUAAUUUUCAUCAUAGGUACACGUCAACUAUGACAGACAAAUUGAGAAAAAAUAAUCCAGAAAAUCACAUUGUAGGAUUUUUAAUGAAUUUAUUUGCAAAUUAUGGUGGAAAAUAAGUAUUUGGUCACCUACAAACAAGCAAGAUUUCUGGCUCUCACAGACCUGUAACUUCUUCUUUAAGAGGCUCCUCUGUCCUCCACUCGUUACCCGUAGUAAUGGCACCUGUUUGAACUUGUUAUCAGUAUAAAAGACACCUGUCCACAACCUCAAACAGUCACACUCCAAACUCCACUAUGGCCAAGACCAAAGAGCUGUCAAAGGACACCAGAAACAAAAUUGUAGACCUGCACCAGGCUGGGAAGACUGAAUCUGCAAUAGGUAAGCAGCUUGGUUUGAAGAAAUCAACUGUGGGAGCAAUUAUUAGGAAAUGGAAGACAUACAAGACCACUGAUAAUCUCCCUCGAUCUGGGGCUCCACGCAAGAUCUCACCCCGUGGGGUCAAAAUGAUCACAAGAACGGUGAGCAAAAAUCCCAGAACCACACGGGGGGGACCUAGUGAAUGACCUGCAGAGAGCUGGGACCAAAGUAACAAAGCCUACCAUCAGUAACACACUACGCCGCCAGGGACUCAAAUCCUGCAGUGCCAGACGUGUCCCCCUGCUUAAGCCAGUACAUGUCCAGGCCCGUCUGAAGUUUGCUAGAGUGCAUUUGGAUGAUCCAGAAGAGGAUUGGGAGAAUGUCAUAUGGUCAGAUGAAACCAAAAUAGAACUUUUUGGUAAAAACUCAACUCGUCGUGUUUGGAGGACAAAGAAUGCUGAGUUGCAUCCAAAGAACACCAUACCUGGGGUGGAAACAUCAUGCUUUGGGGCUGUUUUUCUGCAAAGGGACCAGGACGACUGAUCCGUGUAAAGGAAAGAAUGAAUGGGGCCAUGUAUCGUGAGAUUUUGAGUGAAAACCUCCUUCCAUCAGAAAGGGCAUUGAAGAUGAAACGUGGCUGGGUCUUUCAGCAUGACAAUGAUCCCAAACACACCGCCCGGGCAACGAAGGAGUGGCUUCGUAAGAAGCAUUUCAAGGUCCUGGAGUGGCCUAGCCAGUCUCCACAUCUCAACCCCAUAGAAAAUCUUUGGAGGGAGUUGAAAGUCCGUGUUGCCCAGCGACAGCCCCAAAACAUCACUGCUCUAGAUGAGAUCUGCAUGGAGGAAUGGGCCAAAAUACCAGCAACAGUGUGUGAAAACCUUGUGAAGACUUACAGAAAACGUUUGACCUGUGUCAUUGCCAACAAAGGGUAUAUAACAAAGUAUUGAGAAACUUUUGUUAUUGACCAAAUACUUAUUUUCCACCAUAAUUUGCAAAUAAAUAAAUUAAAAAUCCUACAAUGUGAUUUUCUGGAUUUCUUUUUCUCAUUUUGUCUGUCAUAGUUGACGUGUACCUAUGAUGAAAAUUACAGGCCUCUCUCAUCUUUUUAAGUGGGAGAACUUGCACAAUUGGUGGCUGACUAAAUAGUUUUUUCCCCCCACUGUAGUUACAGUUUUGACUUAAAUCGGCUUGAAAAUCUAUGGCAAGACCUGAAAAUGGUUGUCUAGCAAUGAUCAACAACCAAUUUGACAGGGCAAAUGUUGCACAAUCCAGGUCUGCAAAGCUCUUAGACUUACCCAGAAAGACUGACAGCUGUAAUCACUGCCAUUUGAUUUUAAAGAUGUAUUGACUCAGGGGUGUUAUUUAUUAUUAAUACCUAUGUAAAUACAAAUAUUUCUGUAUUUCAGUUUCAAUAAAUUUGCAAAAAUGUCUAAACAUUUUCACUUCGUCAUUAUGGGGUAUUGUGUGUAGCUGGGUGAGGGGAAAAAAUAACUUUAAUCCAUUUUGAAUUCAGGCUGUAAUGACUUUCUAAAGACACUUAUUUUAUGAUCUCUUAAAAGAACAAGUUCAUAGCUGUUGUCUAAACACUCUUCUCUCCCGCUCUUCUCUCCAGGUGGCACAUCAUUAUCAGGUGAGAAGCUUCAGGAUUGUAUCAGCCGGGCCACGAUGAGACACAGGGAAGUCCGCAAACUCAUCGACAAAGUCAUACAGAGCGCCAAGACACCGAAAUAAACACACACACACGUUUAUUUUUCUCUAAAAGUUGUAUUUUCCUGUCAAUAUAUAUUUUCUUCUUUAUCACAAUAAACUGCUGAUAAAGACCAUUUAAAACAUUCUGCCUCAGUGUCCCAGAAAUGUCUCUCACACACCUGAUUUCUCGUAACAAUAUACACUUGUUGUUGACUCCCCAACCGCCCCCCACUAGUACAAGGAAAUGCUGUAUGAAAACGCACUCAGCAUUGCAUGCUGGGAAAACAAGUCCUCUGUUGUGACGGCGUCAUGAUCAUCUUCCUGCAGAGAGAGCUAUUCUGUGACCGGAAAUGCCAUUCUUAUUUCCUACACAGUGCACUACUU